Perca flavescens (yellow perch) is the source of this 2448-nucleotide messenger RNA. Its product is annotated as zinc finger protein 846-like. The transcript has 4 exons. The record is from RefSeq and is a predicted model, not a curated record. Bases 115 to 1233 code for a protein of 372 amino acids. NCBI's taxonomy places the organism in Eukaryota, Metazoa, Chordata, Actinopteri, Perciformes, Percidae. Gene Ontology annotation, cellular component: nucleus. Gene Ontology annotation, biological process: regulation of gene expression.
UUCAGUUUUCCCACAAUCCCUUGCUGCCACCUAUAACACAUAAUUGCUUUAGGAGCAACGCUGUUUCGUUGGGAAUCUUGCCAAAAUUUCGAAAUAUUAAGCUCCCCUGUCGAGAUGAUGUGCGACACCACAAACCGAAGUUUUCGGGCGCAGUUAGCCGGCGUCCUGGACAAGCUAACGAAGGCGGCUUUGGUUGAAAUAGGCAACCUCGCUGACGAAUGCUCUUCCGUCCUUCACACCGAGAUAUCCCUGCACAAAACGGAGAAUGAGGCGCUGAAGAAGAGAUGUUACUUACUGGAGGUCCAGCUGAGAGCAGCGAGGGAGGCACAGACCUAUCCUGCACACGCCAACAGUGUCAGCCGCCGACACUCUGCAGAUCGGCAGCAGCCAGCUAUCGACGGAGUUUUUGGAAAGGACUGGUGCAUGGAUCUGUGGAGAGAAGAAAAACUCCCCUCUCAAAGAAAAGAUACAGUGGAGCCGGCUGCUACUAUGACAAGCAUGGGGAUACAGGCGAUAGACUUAAUGGAGAGAGAACCUGAUCUCAUCUUUGUCAAGGAGGAGACAUAUGAUGACCAUCCAAUUGGCCAGCAGAUGAGGCUCACAGAUAACAGAAAAAUUGUUGGGAUUUUUGAGGAGGACAGCAUGCUUCAUAGAUCUGUUGAUGAGCUGCAGCUUCACUCAGGGGAAUUAAACAACUUCCCCAUGACGGCUGACAGUCAAACACAACAACAACGCACACAGCCAACAAUUAUGGACAAGUUGAUAGAUGAUGCAACAAUGUGCACUUUGGUUGACAACACAAAUCCUCCUUCAGCCACCGCCGAAUACUCAGACUUCACGAACAAUAUCCACAUGAAUGCAACCAAAGAACUCACUAUUCAGCCAAAACCUGUGAAGCCAACAAACCGGUUUGAGUGCUUAUUCUGUGGGAAAAUAUUCAACUAUCUAAGCAGUUUAAAAGUCCACAUCAGGCGACACUCUGGUGAAAAGCCGUUCAGCUGCUCAGUUUGCGGGAAGCGGUUUGCUCAGAAAACGUACCUGAAACUGCACCAGCGUGUGCACUCGGGUGAGAAGCCUUACAGCUGUCCAGACUGUGGAAAAAGUUUUUCCCAGAAAAGCUCUCUGAACAUACAUCUUCGAACACACACCGGUGAAAAGCCUUAUAGCUGUGUGGACUGUGGGAAAUGUUACGCAUACAAGUAUGGUUUAAAUCACCACCAGUGUUUCAAUUGACUGAUCAAACCAUGUGGUUGUUGGUAAGAAGUCUAACUCUGGUCAGAAUUGCUUCUACUAAAGUGCUCUCUGUAUUGCUCAAUAUGUCUAUACAAAACUCAAAUGUGGAUGGAAAAUGUAGAUAUGAAAUACUUCCAUCUAUAUCAAAAAAAGGCUUAUUGUAUAGCCUGUUGAUGGUGCUGUGUUUGAUGUGUUUUUAGCUUUAUGGCUAAGAGAAGUGUGGCAGCAGCCAAACAAGGUUACAGAGAAUAUCUGUCUGACACUAGAAAGUGCACCAUUUGAGUUGGUGGGAUUCAGUUAAUUUCAUUGCUUAGGGGGUUCAUUGUUGAAUUUGUGUCAUGGAUGACAUAUUUGCGGCUUACAUUUACUGUGAGGCGCUCAUCCAACCUAUGACAAAAAAAAUACUUCACUUUUAUCCAUUGCAUGUCGUCCUACGUUUGGGGUACCAUUAUACAUACCUCAUUAUCAUGUCUCAUACCGCAAACGGCCUGUGUCAAAUAAUGCCAAAAUACUUACUUUGGACAAGUGCUCCAUUGCUUGCACACAUGUAGCAUAAAUCUUCAAAACUACCUCUUCACAACAAUGUCAAAGUAAAACAACUCCCUCGGUUUGCUUCGUUGCCCAAGUCUCAGCGUUGCUUUAUAUUUAGCAUAUGUCAUGCCUCAUUUCUUGGUAUUUAAGUGAUAGAAAGUGGGUAGCUCUAUCUCUUUGAAAAACACAGCUGUUUUGAAAUGUUAAUGUGUGUUGGUUACAUAAUAUUGAAAUGACUUCCAGAAAGGGUUCUGGUUAAAAUGGUGUUACUGUUUUAAAUAAAUGUAUUUGUAUGACUACAUCAUGUGUUCUCAAUGUAGUAAAGCCAAAUGUCAUUGUUUUUUCUUCUAAAUGUGACGCAUUUCUGCUCUAGAAAUCAUAUAUAUUUUAUUCUGUACUGUGUCAACACACCUAAAUAGAGCAAUUAUCUGUACUAAGCAUCAAUUUUGCCUGUAAUGAUUUCCUUGAACAGACCACACUGACUGAAUGAGAGAAUAAUCCCUGCCCAAGAAAGAAAUCUUGUGCUGUUGAUUUUUUCUGCAUGACCCUUACAGAGCCCCAUCGGAUGUGCAUUGUUCAUGUAUGUAAAGACUCCACUGAUGAAAAUGAAUUAAGACAACUUUGUUUAGAUUAGACAAAAUAAAUAAUUCACUCUUUCUUCCUUCUUUAAAAAGGAGAGUUUUA